This is a messenger RNA of Cannabis sativa, 2090 nucleotides long. RefSeq names its product truncated FRIGIDA-like protein 1. The record is from RefSeq and is a predicted model, not a curated record. Bases 183 to 1766 code for a protein of 527 amino acids. Lineage: Eukaryota; Viridiplantae; Streptophyta; Magnoliopsida; Rosales; Cannabaceae. The transcript has 3 exons.
AAUAGUGGGGAUUGGAUGGACGUACACCUCCUAAUUGUAAAGAUUAGAAAAGUUGGUCAAUACUUAGCCUAAUUUGAUAAAAAAACAAAAAUUAUAGCUAAAUUAAUAUUCCCACAGCAAUUUGGAAUUCUCUGUCGUUCUAUUUGGAAUUCAGAGUCUGUCGGAGCUCUUUUUCUCCGGCGAUGGCGACGACGCUAGAAACGAUUUCAGAAGCUCUCCACCAGAUAGAUACCAAGAAAGAAAAUCUUAAAAAAGCCUUCGACGAGCUUCAACCUCAUUCAUCUCUCAUCCCCUCAUUCUCCCUCACCUGGUCCGAUCUCGAUUCUCACUUCACCUCCAUUCAGAAUUCCCUCAACGAGAAAUUUCAAACUCUCAAAACCCUAGAUUUUUCACCAAACCAACCAUCUUCAUCCCCACAUUCAACCACUCAUCCCCAGCCUGGCCCUUCUUCUUCGUCGCCCUCAUCACUCAACGAGAAGCGUGUUGACACGGUUUCGAAUGGUGAUUCGGAUUUGGUGCCGCCUCGGCCGGAAUUGAUAGCUUACUGUGAGAAGAUGGAUGGUUUGGGGUUAAGGAAGUAUGUAAGCGACGCCACGAAGGAGCGGAAUGAGAUUCGGGUUGAGCUUCCAGGUGCGAUUCGGCUAGCGCCGGACCCGGCUGCGAUGAUUCUUGACGCCAUGGAAGGGUUCUUUAGGCCGAACGAGAAGAAUAAGGGGGAUAAAGACCUUGAGUUGAGUAGUGUAAGAAGGAGUUGUGUACUAUUGUUGGAAAAGUUAUCGGCUGUUUGUCCUAAUGUGGGAGUUGAAACUAAAGAGAAAGCCAAUACUUUGGCUUUAGAGUGGAGAGGAAAGAUGAAUACAGGUGAUGAUGAGAACCCUUUGGAGUCGUUGGGAUUCUUGCAUUUUGUCUCUGUUUAUGGGUUAGUUUCAGAGUUCAACAUGGAUGAACUUGUGGACAAUUUUGUUAUCAUAGCCAGGUACAGGCAAGCAGUUGAUUUGUGCAGAAAAAUUGGCUUGACGGAUAAGGUGCCAGAUCUCAUCCAUAAACUUAUAAAAAAGGGCAAACAACUUUUAGCCAUCAAAUUUAUUUUUGAGUAUGAGCUGACUGACAAAUUCCCACCAGUUCCCCUCUUAAAAGACUACGUGAAAGACUCCAAGAAAAUUGCUAAGAAAGUUUGCAAAGAAGGAAAAAAUUCUCUCAAAUCGCUGAAUGAGGCUGCAGCCAAAGAAAUCAGUGCUUUGAAAUCGGCAAUAAAAGUUAUUGAAGAGCGGAAGCUUGAGUCUGAGUAUCCACAAGAGUCUCUUCAAAAGCGAAUUGAGCAACUGGAGAAACAAAAGGCGAGCAGAAAACGUCCUCCAGCAGCUCCUGCUGCAAAACCUACUCAGCCACAACAUCAGCUUGCAAAAGAGAAGCAGAAGCAACAAAGUGGAAACAAGCGUCCUCGACCAGAUGGUCGAUUAAGUCAACAAUCUCAUCUACAGUCAACACAUCUGUCGUCAGAUGGCUCUGCUUCAUAUGUGAGCUCCUCAGCUGCACUUUAUGGCAUGCCAGCCCUUGUUCCAUCACCUGCUGCUUAUGCGGGUUCAUUGGCUGGGACACAUGGGUUUGCAGGGGCACCUCUGGGUCUUACUGGCAGUCCAACUGGAACUAGUUCCCAUUUAUAUGCAGCUGAGCCAUAUGUGCCAUCUGGCUAUUAUGACAGAACAACUUCCCAUGGUGGAUAUGAUCUACCACCACAAUACCAUCCAUCUUACUAUCCUCAAUAGCAUUUCACUGGGGUUUUUUUUGUUUUUUUGUUUUUUGUAGUCUCUUGAAUGGCAAAAUAGUUUUUGCCAUCUUUAAGACUGGUUAUUAAAAAGCAUGAGUUUGCCUUUUUGAUACCCAUAGUUUUAGUUAGCAGCUAAUUACUUUACCAGUUUUAUGUUGACAUGAUGUAUUUAUGUCGAUCUUAAUUCUUAUUUACCAUCUUAUGCCGCAUUCAGCAUUAUUUUUUCGUGAAGAGACAUUGUGUAUUUGCUACCUUCUUGUCAUAUGUGAGCUCAUUUAAGAUGCUGCUAGUUGUAAAUGGACAUGCAGUCAUCGAAAGUUUA